Messenger RNA from Penicillium macrosclerotiorum, 1551 nucleotides. RefSeq lists its product as uncharacterized. NCBI's taxonomy places the organism in Eukaryota, Fungi, Ascomycota, Eurotiomycetes, Eurotiales, Aspergillaceae. Bases 1 to 1551 code for a protein of 516 amino acids. The record is from RefSeq and is a predicted model, not a curated record. The transcript is spliced from 5 exons.
AUGCCUCCGAGAAGCUCACUGACCAGCUCCUUUUCGGUCACGGACGCCAACAAUGAAGUCGUGUGUCCCUUGAAGAAUAAUGACGGCUCCAAUUGUCGCAAGCGAUGUCUGGGAGAAAAGCGCUAUCGCUCUAUGCAAGAGCAUAUCCGACGUGCGCAUCCGAACCACUACAUCCCGAAGCUCCCGGCUACCGAAGAGAGCUUCCUUCUGAUGGUCAACACCCCGCCCGAGCAGCGGGCGCAUUUGUCCCCUCCUGAUCCCGUUCGGCCCCGACCCCGUCACGAUUUGGCGGAUAGGGACAUCUAUGUCGCCGAUGCCAGCUCCCCGGCCACCCCUCGAGCUCUCGAUGAACCCCACCCGGCCGCGGCCACCGCGGCCGUCGCACUGGCACAAUUGCACCACCAUCGACUGGCAUCCGACUGGGACACGGACAUGGAUACUCAUUCCGACACCGAUAUUCAUCAAGGUCGCAUGCGCUCCUCCAUCGAAUUGCCGUCGUUGCGCGACCACUUCAAACAAGAAUCGCUCCCUCCAUUUUCGUCUCCACGACCGCGGGAGCUUCUUCCGUCGAUUCUGAACCAUUCCCCGCCCGGUCGCUCCUCCACACUUCCCCCCAUCCAGCGACGAGACAAACCCUCCCGUCCCCGCAAAUCUUCAAUCUCGCAGUCAGCCCGAAAGCCUAAACACGAACGGCCAAAGUCGAAGGAAUUCGGCCGCCGCCCCAGUCUGGGCGAUCGCAAGGCCCUGUCGGCAGAGCCGCAGACGGCUGCGUGGGCGCAAGGCAAGCGAUGGGAGGAUUUGAUUGAAGCAGCCACUUCAGCGACGGAAGCUGAUGACGAGCGAUAUUCUGAGAUAUCAUGGCAGGCUGGUCGGUCCCCAACCAUUGCCCCACUGCUCGCUAACUUGACCUCGGCACCAUCUGGAUCCAAAACUCGGUCUUCGCUACCACCAGCUUUCCAGUCAGCACAAGGACUUCCGCCGCUCUCGUCGCAUCGCCAGUUUCCGCCUUAUUCAUACGCCGCUUCUCCCUUGCACAAAUCUCUCACGCCUCCUCCAUUUGAAGGGCGCAAUCGGGAUAGCGACCUCGAGCCGUUCCCGUCAAUUGAAUCAUCUCUGGAUUCGAUGUCUACCACUUCCGGGAAAAACUUUCCUUCAUCAGCCUCGGGAAUUGCGCGUUCUACCAACUCGGAUUCAAGUCCCGUCUUGAAUUUGAUCCCACCAGUGGGGCAACAACGCCAGCACCAUCGCUUUUCCAAUCCAACCCCGGCUUCCUACCGCAACAAAGAGAUUCAGAUAUAUUGUGCCCACUGCAAACGUCCAUGGGCCUUGAACGAAUGCUAUGCUUGUACAGAGUGUAUCUGUGGAGUCUGCCGUGAAUGUGUGCCCAUGUUCAUUUCAAGUCCACCUGCCGCCUUCCGAACGCCAGGCAACGGAUCUCUAAACAACUUCUCGCCCCCUGGCCCGACGAGCUACCCGAGUGGUGCUCGGGGGUGCCCGCGCUGCCGGACAAUGGGGGGCAAAUGGAAAGCUUUUCAGCUAGAUGUGAAGUGA